AUACCAGUUAAUAUUCACAUAGAUGUUUUGACUUUUUUGUGUGUAACGUUAGUAUCCCGCCAACUUCAGUGUCGCCUAUCGGGCCUAUCGAUAUUCAAAUUGAAUAAAUUCUCGACUACUCGUACUGUCGCGCGCAAGUAUAAAAUACAGACUACGACAACGUAAGACAAUAAUUUUGUGGAGAGUACCCGAAUCAAGUAUACCUAAAAUAAAAUAUGGACCAUAAAAUUGAGCACACACACGAUCCACAGUUGCAAGAGCCAUAUCAAUCGGAUUCCCCUAAUCAUACCAUUGUGAACGAGAGUCCUCUUGUGCAGCACCUGCUUAACCAUGUAGGCGAGCAGAAAUAUCUAUUGAAAUGGGAGCAGCAUGCAAGAUAUCAGCAAGAAUUACAGCUGAAAGCAGCUUUACAGAAGCAGUGCAGUUCACUCACAGAUAACAGAAAGCUGAAUGCUAUGUUAAGAAAUGCCAAUUAUGAGCUUUCUGUGCUCAAAUCGCAGUUGAACCCCACAAAAUCGGAGCAAACAACCCAGCUGAAAACUGUUUUAUAUAAUGAAGACACUUUGAUUGCAGCUAACAAAAAGCUGCUUGCAGAGAAUGCUGAGCUAACUGCGACCCUGGAAGCUAAGGAGCUCCAGCUAUCCCGUGAGAAAACUAAGACUGAGCAACAAAUUGCACAGCUGAAAGAAGAUCUAAGUCGUGCCGAUCGCGAAUUGAAGCGGUGCCAGACUCAUGUGCUUGCCAUAACUACGAUCAACGAAAUGCUAAUAAUUGGGAAUGAAAAACGCGACGAUAUAAUUUAUGAAUAUAAGCGAAAGCUGCACAAAUUCAAUAACUUAAGCAUGUCAUCUGAUUCUGAGUCGCUAUCGGAAGACAGCUCUGUUGUAGAGGUAGAGCAAGAGGCGCACAAAUCCCUAGGAGAGAAAACUGAGAACUGUAUGGAAACCUGUCAGGGCUUGCCCCGUAACACCAAUGCAUCGUCUAUUCAUUUGGGAACUUAUGCCCAGUUUCGUCGACAUUUAUCUGAGGUAGAGGAAGAAUCGACCGAUCAGUAUCUGUGUACGCUUUGUGGCUGUCGUUCGAGCAGCGAGGGUGAUCUUAAACUUCACUUGUUUGAGAAACAUGAAAUGGAAUCGCUGUCAGUGAUGUUGGAUAAAUGCUGUCUGGAUUAGUAUUUUGAGAAGACUUGUGAAAGUGAGAAUCUAACAUAAAUACCAUUUUGUAUGCCGAAGAAGUUUCCGGCUGUAGACGAGGACUCACUGGAUUACUGGACAUUAUCCGAUCAGUUUCAUUUGUUUAUCGAAAUGAAAUUGUUGCAUUUUUGUUUACUUU
This is a messenger RNA of Drosophila mojavensis, 1332 nucleotides long. RefSeq lists its product as uncharacterized. The coding region runs from base 216 to 1172 and encodes 318 amino acids. NCBI's taxonomy places the organism in Eukaryota, Metazoa, Arthropoda, Insecta, Diptera, Drosophilidae. The record is from RefSeq and is a predicted model, not a curated record. The transcript has 4 exons.